CAUCAAUUGCGCAAAUGUGAAUUCAUCAACACUAAAUUCAAAACCCAUCUGGGUCCCAAUUUCAAGCUCCAAAUUCUUCAUUAUAUUUACGAAUUCCCCGUUAAUCAUGGCGUCUUUCGGUACUUAUUCAUCUCAUCUCUUUGUAUUUCUAGUUAUACCCAUUUCCCACCUCACCAAAACCUCCAUUCCAACUUUCUUCUUCUUCUUCUUCUUCUUCUUCUUCUUCUUCUUCUUCAUCAAUGGCUGUCGACGACGACGACCAGGGUGGGGAGGAGUAUUUGUUCAAGAUUGUUCUUAUUGGCGACUCUGCCGUGGGCAAAUCUAACCUCCUUUCGCGGUUUGCUCGGAAUGAGUUUGAUAACAACUCUAAGGCUACUAUCGGCGUUGAGUUUCAGACCCAAGUGGUGGAAAUUGACGGCAAAGAGGUUAAGGCUCAGAUCUGGGACACAGCUGGCCAGGAACGGUUUAGGGCUGUCACUUCGGCUUACUAUCGUGGUGCUGUUGGGGCGCUUAUUGUCUACGAUAUUAGCCGUCGGACCACCUUUGACAGUGCCAAGCGGUGGCUUGACGAGCUCGGCGUUCAUUGCGAUACAGCAACAGUGAGGAUGUUGGUAGGGAACAAGUGUGAUUUGGAGAACAUCAGAGAUGUGAGUGUGGAGGAAGGUAAGAAUCUAGCAGAAGAAGAAGGACUGUUCUUCAUGGAGACCUCUGCUCUUGAUUCCACCAAUGUAAGAACAGCCUUUGAGCUUGUUAUUAGGGAGAUUUUCAACAACGUCAGCAGGAAAGUCCUCAACUCUGAUUCUUACAAGGCUGAGCUUUCUGAAAAUCGAGUAAGUUUGGCUGAUGGAGGAGCCUCUUCCAAAAAAGGCUUCUCUUGUUGUUCUCAAUGAGUUUCAUGUUCUCUCUCUCAGUAGUAAAUUUUUUGGAGUUUUAAAAGUUUAAAAGUUGUACCCGAUAUAAUAGGUCUCUAAAAUUUUAAUUUCGAGUUAAUUGUUCCAAACGUUCAAUUUUCAAUUUUGUGGCUAAUAGACACGAUUGAAAUUUGAAGUCUAUUUCCAGGGGCAUAAAACACAGCCUCAGGGAGUUCCUGAUUUAAAUUUGUAAUUUUACCCUCGUUUUGGUUCUACAAGAUAUGAGAAAUGAGUAUUGUUCCAUUUC
Molecule: messenger RNA, 1158 nt
Organism: Cucumis melo (muskmelon)
Lineage: Eukaryota; Viridiplantae; Streptophyta; Magnoliopsida; Cucurbitales; Cucurbitaceae
Product: ras-related protein RABA5b
Exons: 2
Coding region: 240-890 (216 amino acids)
Cellular component (GO): endosome
Molecular function (GO): GTP binding; GTPase activity
Source: RefSeq, a predicted model, not a curated record